This is a messenger RNA of Carassius gibelio (silver crucian carp), 2437 nucleotides long. RefSeq names its product retinol dehydrogenase 7-like. The transcript is spliced from 6 exons. NCBI's taxonomy places the organism in Eukaryota, Metazoa, Chordata, Actinopteri, Cypriniformes, Cyprinidae. Gene Ontology annotation, molecular function: oxidoreductase activity. The record is from RefSeq and is a predicted model, not a curated record. The coding region runs from base 1252 to 2211 and encodes 319 amino acids.
CUGAGGGCAGGCAUCUGGUGAGCAAGCUAGUGAAAUGUUGCUCGCACAAAAGAGAAGAUCUGCACAAACCCAAAAACUUAUUUUACAUCCAAAAUGUAUUUUUUUAUGCGCUCAAAGAACUUUCUUUUUUGCGAGAUGAAAAUUUUCUCCAAAACACUCAGUUCCACUUGCAGAAUCGACCAAUUGGACAAAUCACUAUAGAUUAGCAUCUCGCAAAGGAGGGGUUUGGAAAAUAAAUUGCUGAGCGAAUCGUUUGGGAGCCGUUGAGCAAAUAAGACACGGAAGAGAAGAGAAGACUAUUUUUGGACGAAAAUGUAUUUUCGAUGCUUCAAAAAAUUCUAACUGACCCUCUGAUGUCACAUGGACUACUUUGAUGAUGUUUUUCUUACCUUUCUGGACAUGGACAGUAUACCGUACACACAGCUUCAAUGGAGGGACUGAGAGCUCUCUGACUAAACCUAAAAUAUCUUAAACUGUGUUCUGAAGAUAAACGGAGGUCUCACGGGUUUGGAACGACAUGACGGUGAGUUAUUAAUGACAUAAUUUAGAUUUUUCGAUGAACUAACCCUUUAAAGGGUACAAAACGUAAACAGUUUCACCUAAUCUCAUAAUAAUCUUGAGUACCUAUAGAGUAGUACUGCAUCCUUCAUAUAUCCAAAAAGUCUUUAGUUUUAUCAUAUUUCUAAAAGAAAAAUACAGCUUUCCAAUUCUUUCCGGAAAAAGGCGAGCUCCUGGAGGCGUGAUAAGCUAUUGUGAUAAGCUAAUGUGAAGUCUGUGAGAUUUUUCAAAGCAUCCUAUUUUGUUUUAUUUAUUUCGUUUUGUAUUUAUUUUGUUCAAAUUAUCUAGCUUUAAAAAUCAUUAAAAAGAUUUUAUUAAUAUCAAUCACAACUCAUCAAUCAUGUCCAUAUAUUUGACUGGUGGUGGUGUCAGUAUGGAUGUUAAUCCUAUUUCUGUAAAAUGUUUGUGAAAAUUAAAUUUAACGUAAAUCUCCCAAGAUAUUCCGUACAGAUACCAAAUACUUUGACAAUCAAUAUACUUGAUACACUUCUGCUAAUGCAAGGAUUUUGUGUUUAUAUUUUUUUCCACACCAAGCCACGCCCCUCCAUAAACCCCUCUCCCAUAACAAAGCCCUGCCCCCAAAAUCUCACUAUAACCUGAACUCAGAAGUUGGCAGCCCUGCCUGAAGUACUGAGACGACUGACUAGAUUCUAGCAACAGAUAUCUUAGAAAGCUGACAUCUAAAGCAAGGAAAUGUUCCUGUACAUUAUAGGUCUCAUAGUCUGCUUCUAUGUCUAUCGGUGGUUCAGAGAACUGGGACGAGUUCCCAAUAAAUCAGAGAAGUUUGUGUACAUCACAGGCUGUGACACCGGGUUUGGGAAUCUCUUGACCAAACACCUGGACACAAAGGGUUUCCGUGUCGUCGCUGGCUGCUACACGGAGAAGGGAGAAGUUGAGCUGAAGAAGUCCUGCUCUGACAAACUCACAACACUUAAUUUGGAUGUGACUGAUAAUUAUAGCAUAAAAAAAGCUGCAGAAACCAUUAAAACACUGGUGGGAGAGAAGGGUCUGUGGGCUGUGGUCAACAAUGCUGGGAUCUCCUUUCCAACUGCUCCCAAUGACUGGCUGGAAAUUGAGGAAUUCAAACAGAUGAUCAAUGUCAAUCUGAUUGGGGUUGUUGCUGUCACUCUGAGCGUGUUACCGCUCAUUAAGAAGGCCAAGGGCAGAGUGGUCAAUGUGGCCAGUGUGUUUGGAAGGAUCAGUACUGUGGGAGGAGCGUACUGCAUUACUAAGUAUGGAGUAGAGGCUUUUAAUGACAGUCUGAGGAGGAACAUGGCACCGUUUGGAGUGAAGGUUUUAUGCAUCGAACCCGGAUUCUUCAAAACAACUGUUACUGACUCUGCAAUCUUUGAGAGCCAUUUGCAGAGAUUAUGGAAUAAAUUGCCUCAGGAGGUCAAGGAUGAGUACGGCAGUGAUUACAUAGACAGAACAAAGGCAGUGGUUAAGGAGAAGCAUGAGAAGAUGCUGGAUUCAGAUCUGAUGAAGGUGGUCAGUUGUAUGGAGCAUGCAGUGGCUGCGGUCCAUCCUCGGACCAGAUAUUCUCCAGGCUGGGAUGCCAAGAUCUUCUGGCUGCCUCUCUCCUACAUGCCCACCUUCAUCUUGGAUGCUGUAGUCUUAAAAGAUGCUGUUAAUCCAAAAGUGUCAGUUCUGUAAGGAUAAACAGUCAGUUUUCUCUAUGCUGCUGUUAUGGAUGGAAUAAACCAUGUUUCCACUUUAAGGGGGAUAUAUGGUUAGUAAUGAGCAAAAAUAAAUAUUUUCUUAUUUGAACUAAAAUUUAAUUUAAACUCUAUUUAUCUCUAACUCUAAAAGCUAUUUUUCAAUGGCAUUUAGAUUGUAGAAAUAAAUUGAAUAUAUAUCAUCUUGACUUUAACAUCUUUAA